AUAUCCUUGUUAAAUGAAUCGAUAAACGUAUUAUACGGUCAUUGACCUACACUGUGUUUUGAUACUAACUUCUUAUUAACUGGACUGGGAUAAUAUUAUGUAAACAUAUUCUCACAAUUAAACCAUGGAUAGAACGUCGGAUGAAGAUUCGCAUGCCUGUAAAACCCCUAUAGUCAAUGAACAACGCAUAUCUUCGGAAGACGGACCAAAUCACCUGCGAUUUUCAGAAAAAUUUCUAAGAUCUUUAGAUUUGUUUUCUUCAAUUGGGAAGACAGCUGAUAUAACCCCCGACGAAGAUACUACCAAUUUAACCUUCAGACCAAGGGUUAAUUCGUUUCCACAGACUGCCAAAAGAAGAAAUAGCAGUGAGCAUGCAAUUUCUGAAGAGGUUAAUAGGUUAGGAUUAACUGCUGAACCGGUAUAUGAUGAUAAAAGUUCUAAAAUUGACGAGAAUGAAUGUAAUCUGGACGAAAAUAACGACAGUCGUUUCUCGACAGGAUAUACAAGAAGUGAAUUGUUUGAAGAUUCGCAAUAUUCAAUGUCAAGAAAAGGCAAUUAUUUCAAAGAGAAAAAUGCUGAAGAAUUAAAGAACGACAAGCUUGGCCAAUAUGGACAUUUCGAUAUAUUAGAUUUAAAUAACAUUGCCGAUAUUCCAUCCAAUUCAUCUACUAGCACAGCUUUGCAGAACGUGAAAGAUUGUAAUAUUGUUGGAGAUACCAAAUCUAUUCAAGUUUAUCCUGGAAAUGAACUGAGUACAAUUGACCUUGAAGGACACAUAACGACUGUCAAACAUUCUUCAAACACAAAUGAGACUAACAAUUCUUCUCAAGACCAUAACUUAUCAAAAGUUAAAACUUUGAAAAAUAAGACAAAUACAGGAUCAAAACACGUGAAAUCCGAACAUCGUCAUAGUGGAGAGCAGGAUACUUCUUUGCAGAAACAAACUUUACAAUGGGUCUCGACAACCAAGGUCCGACAAAGUGGAAGUGAACAAAAUAUGCUUUCUCAGCCAACUUUUUGAUGUAUUUACCAUAAUGUUUCGAGCAUGUUUAUUUGAUAUUGAAUUUUAUUGUUUAGAGUUAUUUACUGUUACUUCCAUUACUUUGAGAAGUGAAGAAGUUGUGUUUUGGUACAGUUGCAUGGGGGACACUUUCAAUAGUUCAUGGCGGUUUUCUUUGUUGGUGUUCUGUAAUUGUACGAAAACAAGGUUUAUAUUCAUGAACAGCAAUAUUGAUUUUAGCUAUUGAUUGUCAUAGUGUACUUAGUCAAUCUCCUAUACAGACAUAGUUGGUUGUCUUUUCCUCCUAUAGAUAAGGGACGACAAGACUGUCUGUAUUGAGGAGGAAAGGACGACAACUCUGUUUGUAUGGGAGAUUGGUACUAAGUGCUGCCACAAUAAUGCUGUAAAUAAUCUUUGUAAUUAAGCUUCAAAAGCAAUGUUGAUGCAUUUUAUUUCUGAUAAACUAAAUAUUUACUGUUUGAAAUUGUUUCAAAACUAUUCUACUCUAUUUUAAUGAAAUUUGUUAGACCAAUUAAGUCUUGAUAUUUAUCAUUUUUGGUCAUCAAAAUUUCAAAUGAAAUUUGCUAAAAUAUCUUGUUGGUGUAAAUAAAGCUGUAGUUUUCACAGCGGUUUUAGCAGAAAUAGGUAUGUUACCUAUUGAUAUUGGUGCUGUAAAGGCUUCUGUAGAGUUUGAGUGUCAUUUAAUGAAUGCAAAAGAUAAAAUCAGAAUAUGGUUCAAUCAUGUUUGUGAAAAUCAAAAUACUUUAUAAAAAAUUGCCUGGUUAAUGCUUCAAGGAAAAUGAAGCUGACAUAUAUCCAGAUUUCUGUUAUAAAGUCUUUUUUAACGACCAGAAUAACCUUAAUGAAAUCAAACUAAGAACAGACAGUAAAUUAACAAAAAUAUUACAAAUUGAAUUUGUAUUUAUUAGUAGAUUUAUACCGAUACAUGACAUCUUUUUAUGAGUAUACCUUUGGACAAAAAUAUCUUCCUUUGUAUAAAGGAGGAAGAAGAUGAAUAACAUUUUGCUUUGAAAUGUCAAAUUUAAGAAAAAUGUGGACAAAAACUUUUUUGGAUAGUAUAGAGUACGGUUCCAUCUUUCAACAAACUGUCUGUUGAGGAAAAAUUAACAUUUUGUUUGCAAUAAAUUAGUAUGGCAUAAAUAAAAUUAUUGUCAAGGAAGUUAAUGAUUUAUAUGCAUUAAGACAUGGCCUAGCUGAUAGCAAAAAAUAAUAUGUACAUGCAAGAUAAAUGUAGGGGUAUUUUAUAUAUUUCUUAUAUAUUUAUAUUAUGUUAUAUUUUUUAACAAUUGCAAAAGGAAUAUUACAAUUUUACAUUCAAAUUUGAAAAAGUAUUACCUCCUCCAAAAUAUCUAAAUAUAUAACUUAUUGAAUAUGAAUGCUACUAAGAUUUAAACAUU
Messenger RNA from Mytilus trossulus (common blue mussel), 2418 nucleotides. RefSeq lists its product as uncharacterized. Bases 125 to 1021 code for a protein of 298 amino acids. The record is from RefSeq and is a predicted model, not a curated record. The transcript is spliced from 3 exons. Lineage: Eukaryota; Metazoa; Mollusca; Bivalvia; Mytilida; Mytilidae.